UUAUAUAUUACGCAAAGGAAGUUCGCAUAUGCGCAUCUUUCAGAAACGUGACUGAUAGAAAGUAGCACAACAGCACAGAACGAACCCGUUUUUGUUUUGCUGAACUUCUUCACUGGGAGGUUCCUCUGCUUUGGGCAUGCUCAGUCAGCUUGUUUUUGUCUAAGAACCUGUAAGCAUCAAUCAUCCGAGCUCCCUCUCCAUCCACACCCAGUUAAGAUGUUUAUGAGCAGGCAGCGAUUCCUGCAAUAGGCCUUACAUAAUAAAAUCAGUAAGACCGCCCACACGAGUUUAAAGGCCCUUCAGGGAACAUGCACAGCUUCAGUUUUGUUUUGAACCUGAAGGAAGAGCAGCUUCCUUGCACUUGAAUGCACGCUCGCGCUCUUUGUUUGACUUCGCACGUCUGAAUUAGACAUACUUCAAGGGCUGCACUUGGGAAAAACCAAAGAUGAUUUUCGACAAGCUGAAAAAGUUCGACAUAGUGUUUGAUUCUCCGGAGCUGGACUGUCCUCCGGUGUUCAGCAGCAGAGAUGUUGUCUCAGGGAAGGUUGUGCUCGAGCUCUCGGCGGAGACUAAAGUGGAGACGCUGAAGUUGCAUGCAGAAGGUUUCGCUAAAGUCCACUGGACCGAGUCUCGCAGCGCCGGGUCCAGCACGGCUUACACGCAGAACUACAGCGAUGAAGUGGAGUACCUAAACCGGAGAGAAGUUCUGCUGCAGGCAGAUAAUGGUGAACUGACAGUCCUGUCUGCCGGGAGACACGAGUACCCUUUCAGUUUCCAGCUGCCAGAGGAAACCCUAGUGACAUCUUUUGAGGGCAAGCACGGCAGCAUUCGAUACUGGGUGAAGGUUAAGCUGCAUCGCCCAUGGGCCACCGUCAAGAAGAUCAAGAAAGAGUUCACGGUUAUCGAGCCCAUUGACAUCAACACACCGAGUUUGCUGGCGCCUCAAGCUGGAACCCAAGAGAAGAUGGCCCGCAUCUGGUACCGCAACUGCGGGCAGGUGUCGAUCACCGCAAAGAUCGACCGCAAGGGCUACACGCCGGGUGAAGUGAUUCCAGUCUUCGCUGAAUUCGAUAACUCCACGUCUCGCGCCGUGUUGCCGAAAGCUUACAUCACCCAGACGCAGACCUUCAUCGCAAGGGGAACCAUGAAACAGAAGAGGGCCGUGGUGGCCACGUUGUGCGGGGACAUAGUUGGCGCACGCCGUAGAGAGACGUGGCACGGCCGCGCCAUCAAAAUCCCCCCAGUCGGCCCCUCCGUCCUGCAGUGUCGCAUCAUUAAAGUGGAAUACAUGCUCAGGGUGUGCGUUGAUGUUCCUGGGACGUCCAAGCUUUCCCUGGAGCUUCCUUUGGUUAUGGGCACCAUCCCUUUGCAUCCAUUCGGCAGUCGCACGUCUAGUGUAAGCAGCCAGUACAGCGUGAACAUGGAGUGGCUUCGCAUGGCCAUCCCUGAGCAGCCUGAGCCUCCUCCAGAUUACAGCGCUGUUGUGUCAGAUGAGGAAGCGGUCCAGAACUCCACAGCAGUCCAACCUGAGGAAGAUCUCAGCGGCGUGCUGCAGCGCUCCCUCAUGGCCUACGUGCAGGAGUUCAGAUUACGCCCGCCUCCGGUGUACAGCGAGGUGGACCCAAACCCUCAGCCCUUCGCCAUGCGUCCUCGCUGCAUGACCUGUUGAACUCUCUGCCAGCUGAGCAUCACCUGAUGUUUGAAACAAAAGCUGAGAUUUAAUUCUCCUGGACGCCUCUCUGAGACUGAGAUUGGCACUUGAUCCUCGUUCGAGCCGUUCGCAUCUGUGCUUCCCGCAGCGAGGCAGAGAGAGGAGGAGAUGUCUGGACUAGGCGAGGAUGAGCGCUUUCAUCAAACAAAGAGGACAUUCAGUACCAGGGCGAACAAAGGUUCUGCCCACGUUUGUGUCCCAAAGAGCGAUCAGACUCUGGUCUGUGCCUCGAACGAUUGUACGUAGAAUCAGGGAAAUAUGGGCAUGAUCACUAGAGAAUUAUGGGUGAGAAGCCAUUCAGAGAUGCUACCCAUAGUGCCUUAUUUUGCUGUGAAUGAGGGCCGAGUCCCUCUUAACCAGCUGCAGUCUGCCACCUUAGAUGUUAGCAGAUGUGAUGUCGUCCUCU
Sinocyclocheilus rhinocerous is the source of this 2117-nucleotide messenger RNA. RefSeq names its product arrestin domain-containing protein 2-like. The coding region runs from base 446 to 1669 and encodes 407 amino acids. Gene Ontology annotation, biological process: protein transport. The transcript has 7 exons. Gene Ontology annotation, cellular component: cytoplasm; plasma membrane. The record is from RefSeq and is a predicted model, not a curated record. Lineage: Eukaryota; Metazoa; Chordata; Actinopteri; Cypriniformes; Cyprinidae.